This is a messenger RNA of Anisakis simplex (herring worm), 483 nucleotides long. The record is from the annotation of a GenBank genome assembly. Lineage: Eukaryota; Metazoa; Nematoda; Chromadorea; Rhabditida; Anisakidae.
AUGAGCGGUGAAGAGGUGAAAGCAACAGACGACACAACAAAAGCAGUAAACGAUGAUGCCGAAGAGCCGUCACCUACUGAGGUUGCAGAGCAGACGACAGCACCCUUAAGUGAGCAUGAAGAAUCUAACAAGUCAACCAUAAAAAGCGAAUCGGUGCCUGUAAAUCCGGAUGAACCGAAACCAGCAGCAGCAGCAGCAGCUGCCACAACGACAGCAGCACAACAGUUUGAUGGUUACGUUUGUGUGGCAGCCGGUUCAGAGGGUGCGGCCGCGGCGGCGGCGAAUUUGCUUGAAAUACCGGUCGAGAAUGAUAAUACGCUAAAACUAUCCACAUUGGAGCAUUCAUUUCCGAACGCGAUCGGUCUGAAAUUCAAAAACGAAGCAACUGGAGUGUUCAGAACGUUGGCGGUUAGCGAUGACGGACGCGUCAUAUUGGAGCCAAAAGGUGGAUGGGGUACACGACGUUAUGUGGCCAUCUUUAGA